Colletotrichum navitas is the source of this 2029-nucleotide messenger RNA. RefSeq lists its product as uncharacterized. The record is from RefSeq and is a predicted model, not a curated record. The coding region runs from base 1 to 1746 and encodes 581 amino acids. The transcript has 7 exons. Lineage: Eukaryota; Fungi; Ascomycota; Sordariomycetes; Glomerellales; Glomerellaceae.
AUGACGCCCUUCAAGGCAACACAGCCCUUGAAAGGCGAUGACCUCAACUUGGCCAAGCCCUUCAGCAGCAACGACCACCGUGCCUUGGCUCAAGAAGUCGGACGAUUCAUUAAGAUAAGAGAAGACAUGGAUAACCAGAUGGCAGAGUCAAUGAAACACGUCAAUCAGUCCAAAGACGUCCAACUUCAGCAAGAGCUAUUGCUUCAGAUGUCAGUUCGCAUGAAGGCCAAGGAGAACAAGUUUAUUCGCCGUCAGAGCAAGGUCCUGGCCGAUAGGAAGAAGCUCUUUGAACUGGACCCCUCGGAUGCAAGAGCUCGCGAUGUUGAAAUCCUCAAAUCCGUGUUAUCCAAGCUCCGCGAUAAGAAUCAGACCCCAAAAAGCGGGCGCAAGUACAAGCCAUCUGGUCGCGAUGAUGGUGGCGCCUCAUCUAUCGAUUGGGAUUAUGAGAUGAGUGGCCUGGGCCGCGACAACGACGACUAUCACGCCGCCCUUGAGAAAGAUCUAAGCAUGGACCCAACCUGUUUGAAUCCUGCGAGCUCCACCAAGAAGAGAAAGCGAGCCGACGAGACCGCCCGGACCUUCAAGCAGGCGGGAAACUGUGUCUCUACUGUGGUUCAUGGUCAAAGGUCUCAGGAGGAUGUCAACAUGAAUAUGGAAAAGAGUGUGAAGAAGAAUAAGACCAAGCACAAAACCAUAAAUAUCUCUUCUUCGGAGGCUGAGAGCAUAGAAGAAGGCAGCAACCAGAGCGCCGAUGCCUGUCUUACAGAUUCGAAAGCCAGCAAAGCCCCUAAUGGCAUUGUCCAUGUCGAGGUUAAAUACGGCUACGAUGACGAGGCAAAGAAAGACAAGGCGAAGAAGAACAAGAAGUCGUCAAAGCCGCCGAAGUCAAAAUACUUUUUCGUCGUCGAGACCGAGCACGAGAAAGACGACAACUCCAAGAAGCCUACUGGCCAGGUCUCCGAGGCGGAGAAACACAAUUCUGGGGCCGCUGAUGAUGUCAAAGAAGAGAUCAAGGCAAAGAAGGAGGCCAAGAAUAAGAAGAAAAAGAAGGAGCAGAAGAAGAAGCAUAGGAUCGCUACGACUGCAACCGGCUCUGAUGAUGUCGUUGUCAUCAACCCGGAUGAACAGACAGACCUUGGGGAAUUGGAGACCUGCCCUAGUGAUUACAAGCUUGAUGCUCUCAAGGGGGUCGAGAAAGAGAAACAAACUACGGAUGACACCGUCCAAAACCGCUCCGAGCUAAGGAAACAUAUCCAAAUCACGGAUAGUGAGCAGUCUGCUGCCAACGAGGGAAACAAAAAGACAUGGAGAAGAAAUAGGACGAACAGCCGGGUCUUUCACGCUGGCCAAGAGAAGGCCCAAGAUGCUGGUAGCUAUGGUUCUGAGGAUGCUUUUUCAACCACUGAACGAGCUUUGAAGGGCCCCACGUCUAUCAAGCCUCCAGUUAUUCCCGUUCCUUCAUUCUCGGAGACGGCUGGUCGCACUCCUUGGAACCCGUGGUCCGCCUACCGGGGCCCGGAGGACUCUGAUACGAAAAUUGUUACUAAGACUAUUGGUAAGGUCGACGCUCCCACCAAAGGCUCUCCCACCCCCCUUCCUAAAAAGGAUCAGAAGAAAAAGACAAGACUCAGCAGGAAGGUAAAGAAGCCUGCCGUGCCCUUGGAGUCUCGUCCUGCGAUUGCCCAGGGCAAGACGUCUGUUCGAGGUGUUCGUGUCUCUGAGGAUCUUGUCCGCCUCAUAAUGUAGCGUCGAGCGAGCAGAGUCGCUAAACAAGCUUCUUGCCAAGGACCAGGAGUUGCUCAAAGAAGAGAAGAAGACUUGGUUCAAGACCGUUGGUCUCCCGCAUGAUGAUUGAGUUGUUUAUUGGGAGGGCUGGUCAUGUAAGUGAGUUGCACCAUUCCGCAAGGCACAUCUCGCAAAGGGAGCAACGAGAAGGUACACAGGCGGCUUUCAGUGGCAAGUGUCGUAGCUAGUUAGGGAGAAGCUGGCUUGAAAACAUCGUAUCGGCCUCGGUGAUUAUUCGCAUGUU